Molecule: messenger RNA, 2450 nt
Organism: Acipenser ruthenus (sterlet)
Lineage: Eukaryota; Metazoa; Chordata; Actinopteri; Acipenseriformes; Acipenseridae
Product: E3 ubiquitin-protein ligase RNF217-like
Exons: 4
Coding region: 47-844 (265 amino acids)
Source: RefSeq, a predicted model, not a curated record
GGUUGUUUAGUUUAGUUUAUGGUCUUCCUGGUUUUAGUUAAAAAAAAUGGCGUUCCCGAGCAGGGAUGUUGUAUUUUCAAGAAAACCGAAUUUGACGUUAAUUCCAAACGCGGACAGAACAUAUCGACUCCUGGAGCCGCAGAGAAAGAGAGGAAACGCCCAGUUCCCUCUCGCUUCCUGUGGCCACAGUGUCAACCCUGCUGAUGUCACUGAAUCUGUCAAAAGCCUCCUGGACCAGAAGAGUCUCGAGUUUCGUUGCCCGGUCUGUGGUAAGGAGUGGUCCUGGAGAGAGACCCGGAAGCUGACCCAGCUUCCAGAACCAGAACUCUGUGCCCUGGAGGAGAGGGUCAAUCUGAUCGCACAGGACCGGCCAGAACUCUACAAGAAGUGCCCAGCCUGCAGCCUCCUCCUGCAGCACCCUGGUGAUGAUGACGCCUCUGUGGCUCUGUGCGUCGCCUGCCCUGGGUGUUCCCGCAGCCGAGGGAAGCCCUGUCUCUUGUGCUGGGCCUGCCUCAGCCCCUGGCAGGGGGGAGAAGAGGCUGGAGAAGGGGCCGGCUGCACUAACAAAGCCUGCGGUCUGAUCUCAGCCCUGCUUUCCUGCAGCAUUGUCACAGACCCUGCUAGCAGGGUGCUGGGGUGCCCUCUGAUUCGAGCCUGUCCUAAGUGCCACCAGCUCACCAUGCACACAGGGGGGUGUAAGUACGUGUGCUGCCAGGGCUGUAGGCACAGGUUCUGUUUCAUCUGCCUGGAGAGAAGCAAGAACUGCAAGAGAACUGGGCCUGGCCUUUACUGGGCGUUGCAGUGCUCCAAGCCCAGAGCAGAGAGACAGAGGCUGGACUGUUAAAGAGGUCCAUUCUGUUAAUCCCAGGGAGCACAGGAGAGAGAAAUGGGGAAAGAACUCAAUCUACUGAGACUGGAACAAAGACAAAUUAAGGAGGAUCUUAAAAUAAGUUGACAAACCCUGACCAAUACGUGAAGCGCAGAUACCAGGAUCAGAGGACGCAGCUGGAAAGUGGAGACGUAGGACAGAGGGAAGGAGACGCUUCUUCACACAGAGAGCUGGUGAGGGGAUGGAAUGGGUUACCCAGCCAUGCUGUUGAUGCUGAAUCUCUGGGAUCCUUCAUUCAUGAUAUUUGGUUUCUAAUUCUUAUUUUGAUUAAAUUGAUCAUCACAUCCUUAUUUUAAACAGUUCAUCAUGAGUCACAGCCAUAUCUACUAAAGACCCAAGUUUGUUCUGCAAGGGUUUUUUAAAAUACUGGAUAGAACAAAAAUGAGGUUUUGUAAUAAAACUUCUAGAUUCACUUCGUGUUUAUUUUUUUAAAGCCUGUGUAAAUGCAGAGAGGGAUACAGUUAUAUUGUUGCUGGUGCUAAGAUGAGUGAAGGAAUGGAUCAUUAAGGGGGGGGGGGUAGUAUUAACGUCACUAUAGGUAAGAGAAUGGACCCUAAAGAUCAGGCUGUGAUUUCUCUGCCUGAUUUUUAUAAAUGAUGUACAUUUUGUCACUCCUUUAAAAAAGGAUAUUAAUUAAGUAUAUUAAUUUAUUUUUUUUAUUUUUUUUUGAUCUGUAAAAACGCUAUAUAAGAAAUAAAGGGCAGCAGUGUGGAGUAGUGGUUAGAGCUCUGGACUCUUGACCGGAGGGUCGUGGGUUCAAUCCCAGGUGGGGGGGCACUGCUGCUGUGCCCUUGAGCAAGGUACUUUACCUAGAUUGCUCCAGUAAAAACCCAGCUGUAUAAAUGGGGAAUUGUAUGUAAAAAUAAUGUGUAAAAAAUAAUGUAAUUGUAUGUAAAAAAUAAUGUGAUAUCUUGUAACAAUUGCAAGUCGCCCUGGAUAAGGGCGUCUGCUAAUAAAUUAAUAAUAAUAAUAAUUGCAAGCUGUAAUUACAGACUCAAACUGAUCCAUGCAUGACAGGAUACCGAGUCAUUUCCUAAACAUGUUAUGUGUCCGAGAAGUCAUUCUGCGGUCCUGUCAUGAGUUUGCAGGACUGUAUCGCUGCAUCGGUAGUAAUUCAUAUUCUCGCUUACAAGUUCGAGCACGAUAAAAACCAUUCUGAUUGGUUGUUGCGGCUGGGUUUCUACGCAAACGACCAAUCAAAAUGCCUGAUACAUGAGAAGGGUUCAGGUAUAUGAGAAGAUACUGUCUUAUCACAGCCCGGCAAAGCUCUCCCUUCUCUGUCUCUCUCCUCCAGUCGACCAGGUGAGACGCAAACAUUGGAUUGCAUUCUAGUUUUCUAAAAGUGACAGGUGGUGUUUUGUUUUUUUUUAAAUAGGAGUUAAUUACAGAUUCAAAGAAAUGCUGGUUGUGUUCUAAUACUUUUGUUUUUUUAGGGUAAUUUUUUUAAUCAUUUAGAAGCACCUAUUUGUUUCUGUGUGUUUUGUCCCUUGUACGGAUAAUUCUUAAAGAUAUGUAAAUAUAUAUAUUAUUAUUAAUAUUUAUUUCUUAGCAGACACCCUUA